AUCUCCUACGAAACCCUAAACCUCCACACCUUCAACUGAAGUGUCAUCAUCGCCCAGUUUCUCCUCAGCCAAGCAGCAGUAUAUCUGAGGUGAUAGAAUCGAAUUGAAGUUUCUACUCUGAAAGAAAUGGCUCUGGUUCUGCACUCUUUCCCUGACAACAAAAAUGCAUUCAAGGCACGUAUUGCUGCUGAGUAUAGUGGUGUAAAACUGGAACUGACAAAUGAUUUUGUUAUGGGUGUGACAAACAAGACCCCUGAGUUUCUUAAGAUGAACCCCCUUGGAAAGGUUCCUGUGCUUGAAACUCCUGAUGGAGCUGUAUUUGAGAGUAAUGCUAUUGCUCGUUAUGUUGCCAAGCUGAAGAAUGACAAUCCACUUUUUGGUUCUUCACUGAUUGAAUAUGCCCGUAUUGAGCAAUGGAUGGACUUUUCUGCUACGGAAAUUGAUGCUAAUCUUGCAAGGUGGUUGUACCCACGACUUGGAUUUUAUCCAUAUUUGCAACCGAGUGAAGAAAUUGCGAUCUCUGCGCUGAAGAGGGCACUUGAUGCUUUGAACACUCAUCUUGCCUCUAACACAUACCUUGUUGGGCAUUCGGUGACACUUGCUGACAUUGUUAUGACCUGUAACCUUAGCGUUGGAUAUAGGUUUAUCCUGACAAAGAGCUUUACCAAGGACUUCCCACAUGUGGAGAGAUAUUUCUGGACAAUGGUUAAUCAGCCAAAUUUUGCCAAGAUAUUGGGUGAGAUUGAGCAAGCAGCAACCAUUCCUGCUGUACCAUCCAAGAAACCUGCACAGCCAAAGGAACCUGCAAAACCAAAAAAGGAGGAGCCUAAGAAAGAGGCUAAGAAGGAAGAGCCUAAGCCUAAGGAAGAGGCUGAGGAAGAAGAAGCACCCAAGCCAAAACCAAAAAAUCCCCUCGAUCUCUUGCCACCUAGCAAGAUGGUUCUUGAUGAGUGGAAGAGGUUGUACUCUAACACUAAGACCAACUUCCGUGAAGUUGCCAUCAAAGGUUUCUGGGAGAUGUAUGAUCCGGAGGGAUACUCUCUGUGGUUCUGCGACUACAAGUACAACGAGGAGAACAGUGUUUCCUUUGUGACCUUGAACAAGGUGGGUGGGUUCUUGCAGAGAAUGGAUCUGGCACGCAAGUACGCCUUUGGCAAGAUGUUGGUGGUUGGAUCAGAAGCCCCCUUCAAGGUGAAGGGUCUAUGGCUUUUCCGCGGGAAAGAAAUCCCCAAGUUUAUCAUGGACGAAGUGUAUGACAUGGAACUGUAUGACUGGAAGGAGGUUGACAUUAACGAUGAAGCUCAGAAGGAGCGUGUGAACCAGAUGAUUGAGGAUCAAGAGCCUUUUGAAGGUGAGGCUCUCCUGGAUGCCAAAUGCUUCAAGUAAACUAUCCUUUUUUCAGUCACUUCCGUAGCCUAUAUACUCUCGUACGAAUUUUUGAAUUUCCCCUCUUUUUGAACAAUGUUUUUUUAAAAAAAAAACUACUUUGAGUUUGCCCUCGUGCAGUGCGAUAUGGCGUGUUUGAACUUAAGAAGUUGAAUUUCAUGUGAUUAUUGUUGGUGUUCCUUUGUUGGGACAUUCUGAUGUUUGGAUUACUGUCUACAACACGGUCUGUCGGGUUCAGUUAUGGAUGUUUGUUUUCGGGUUAUGGCAAUUGGCAAAUCCUUUUGG
Messenger RNA from Cuscuta campestris, 1671 nucleotides. The record is from the annotation of a GenBank genome assembly. NCBI's taxonomy places the organism in Eukaryota, Viridiplantae, Streptophyta, Magnoliopsida, Solanales, Convolvulaceae.